CCGACAUGGUUUGACCCUUUUGCAAAAUGGCGCUGUCCACUAUGCAUACGAAACUUUAUGUUGCAAUUGUGAUUCUAGGUUUAUAUCAUUUACAUUUGUGCAUUGGCCAGACUACAUGUGACUCAAUAGAUUCUUGCUCUUGUACUAUGAGCGACGGAUCUGGUGUGGUGAACCUCCGGCCCUUGGUGUCAGGAAACCCGACGUACAAGGACUACACUGCUACCCAGGUACCAGAUGACUACCUGUACUCCUGGAGCCCGUGUACACCCUUCUCUGAGGCAGGGUCGGACGAUCCAGACUCCUGCACCAACAUGGCGGCAUGCCAGGUUGCAAAGGAUGGGACAAUUUCGUACGGCCUGGGCACACAGGACUCCGCAGCGUUCACCGUGACUUCAGACCCGGUUCUCGGGCAGACGGUCAACCUGGUGUACACCAUGCCGCAGGGAGGGAGAGUAGCAGGAGUUAUUCUUCAAUGUACCCAGGGGGCAACCAAGUUCAGUGUCAAUGGAGAGAUCACAGUCGGUGCUUACUCGUUCCAGCUGUCCAGUCCGUGCGCCUGUCCAGGGGCGGGGCCCGGCUGUGCAGGGGGAGGACUCAGCGGGGGGUCCGUUUUCCUCAUCAUAUUUUUCGCCCUGGCUGGUGUGUACGUCAUAGCAGGCGCCAUUUUCAUGAAGUUCGUCAAAGGUGCCCCAGGGGUCAGAGGUCAUCCCCAAUAUUGCCUUCUGGAAGAGUUUACCUGGAUACGUCAAGGAUGGCGUGUUUCUGAUCCUGUCUCCUUGUCGCGGAUCCAAGGACUAUGAAAACAUUUAGCUAACAAAUUAAUAUUUUACAACGACGACAAAUACCAUUUACCAUGUAAGGCUAGCAAUAUAGGAAAUCGUUCGUGCGUCUUUUACAAUGUACGUUUCAAACAUUGUAGAAACGAAAUGCAAUUGGGAUUUCAUUUAGUUCAUUGAUAGUUCAUACAAAAUUUAAAUCACAAAGGUUGUGAACUAAACAAGAGGAAUGUAGUCGGUGCUAUAAUGUACUGUAAUCGGGGUUGCGGUUUACCAAUCGACGACAAUGUGAUGUUGUGUAGAUGCAUCCGCCCUGUAGGUAUUCAAAAACAAACAAUACGUUAAUGAAAACAUCUAAAAGAUAGAUAUAGAUAAGGUAUAGUGCAGCUUUCUUACUAUACAGGUAAAUAGUACAAUGUAUUUACCCCAGAUGGGUAUGAUUAUACAAUAUCAUUGUCAUUGUCAUCACAACAUCUUUAGUAAAUGAUAGCUAGUUUUAAAUUAAUGAUCGAAGUUCAUCUCUGUUGGUAGACGCUACUAUGAAUCAAAGUUAAAGUUUAAUUUCAAAAACAAAAAUGGACCUGUCCAAAUUUUCGACUGUCUUCAACUUUGUCAGGGAAUGAGCAACUCACUGCUCCUGUGACGUCACGAUAUCCAUAUAGAACACGUGACUCUGUGAGCAGUGAAUCAUAAGACUUUCUGCGACUUAUGAGCCACUGCUCAUCGAGUGUUCUAUCAGAAUAAAAUGACGUAACAGAAGCAAUGGAUUGCACAUUCCUUGACAAAGACUGGAAUUGGGCAGUUGAAAAUUUGGGUAGGUUAAUGUUUGUUGGAAAUUACAGUGAAAAAUAACUUACAAUUUGUUUACUUACCAACAUACAAUUUUCGAAUGGAUGUGGAAUUCUCAUUGAUUAUGUAUAUUUUGAGAGAUAGGGCAAAUAGCUAAAGCUCAAGUUGAUCACCUGAACAUUCAAAACAUUCAAUGUGAUACUCAGUGUUAAACCAACAAUAAACUGUAUCUUUUGUAUUCAUGGACAAAAGUAAAUAUA
This is a messenger RNA of Branchiostoma floridae (Florida lancelet), 1825 nucleotides long. RefSeq lists its product as uncharacterized. Bases 27 to 800 code for a protein of 257 amino acids. Gene Ontology annotation, cellular component: trans-Golgi network. The transcript is spliced from 7 exons. Lineage: Eukaryota; Metazoa; Chordata; Leptocardii; Amphioxiformes; Branchiostomatidae. The record is from RefSeq and is a predicted model, not a curated record.